Amphimedon queenslandica is the source of this 519-nucleotide messenger RNA. RefSeq names its product clustered mitochondria protein homolog. Gene Ontology annotation, biological process: organelle organization; intracellular distribution of mitochondria. Gene Ontology annotation, cellular component: cytoplasm. Gene Ontology annotation, molecular function: protein binding; mRNA binding. The record is from RefSeq and is a predicted model, not a curated record. Bases 86 to 418 code for a protein of 110 amino acids. NCBI's taxonomy places the organism in Eukaryota, Metazoa, Porifera, Demospongiae, Haplosclerida, Niphatidae. The transcript has 5 exons.
UUUUUUCUUUAUAUAGUUCCAUUUGGCUUAGUAUUGCUGUGGGGCUGAGAGGAAUGUUGUGGCGUUGAGAUUACUGUAUAGAGUUAUGUAUCUAAUAAUGUUAACACUUGGUGAGGAUCAUCCUGAAAUGUCUAAUGUUGAUUUUAACAUUGGUUUACUACUGAGUAAUGCUGGUCAUUAUGAAGAAAGUCAGGCAUAUCUGGAAAGUGCUCGUAGAUUACAAAACAAGUUUCAUGGAAGUCAAUCAAUUACUGUAGCCACAAUUCAUCAUCUUCUUGCCAACUCAUUGACUCACAUUGGAGCAUUUGCUGAAGCUAAGCAAAAUAAGAGAAAAGCAUACAAUAUCUAUAGGACUAAAUUUGGCCCAGAUCAUGCACGUACUGUUCAGUCUUUUAAAAAACAUGAGGUAUAUCACUGAGAAGCAAGUCUCUUAUGAGCAGACUGUAAGUGUAUUUGGCUAACUAUUGCCAAUGGUUAAUUACCAAAAUUAUCUUGUUCAUAUGUUGUCUUCAUAAAUUA